AAUCUUGAUUUCCUUUUAGAUAUUCUUUACCCAACCAAAGAAACUACGAGAAAACACAAUAUACAGAAGAAAAUACAAUUAACAAGUAUACUUGUCUUCUAUCGAUCAAUAUACUGUAACCUGUUUCCAUAGAGUCACAAUUCAAUCAUUUCUGCACCAAAACCCAUUUUCAGAGGAUUGGUUUAAACGUACAAUUCAAUCUUCCUCUUUAUUCUCCCUCCAAUUUCAAAACCUAAAUCUCCUCUUUUGCCUCUGCUUUAUAAUUUUAUUUUAUGUUAUUAUUUUAUUUUUAUUUUUUUCAAUUAACACCUUUCUGAAAUAAAUCAGAUUUGUAGAUUGAUAGGAGAUGAAAAUAAUUCCAGACUUUUAGAAUUCUUCUGAGUUUUAUAGGUUUUGGAGUUUUUUGAUUUUGGGUAUUCCAUAUAAGGGGAAAAAGGAUGAAUAGCGGGCAAAAGAAGAGGAAUUUUCAGAUAGAGGCUUUCAAGCAUAAAGUGGUAGUGGAUCCGAAGUAUGCUGAUAAAACAUGGAAGAUCCUGGAACACGCAAUUCAUGAGAUUUACAAUCAAAACGCCAGUGGCCUUAGCUUCGAAGAGCUCUACAGGUUUUUUGUUGUACUCCAAACAAUUAGAGAUGUAAUGAUGUCUCACAUUAGAGAGACUGGCAAACAACUUGUUACCGAUCCUGAGAAAUCGAAGAAUCCUGUGGAGUUUGUUGACUGCCUCCUUGCUGAAAGGGAUAAGUAUGACAAGAUCAUAAUCUCAGCCUUCAACAAUGACAAGACCUUCCAGAAUGCCUUGAACUCUUCUUUUGAAUAUUUCAUUAAUUUGAAUCCUCGUUCUCCUGAGUACAUAUCAUUAUUUGUAGAUGAUAAACUGUGCAAAGGUCUGAAGGGAGUGAAAGAGGAGGACAUUGAGAUUAUUCUUGACAAGGUGAUGAUGUUGUUCCGUUACCUUCAGGAGAAAGACGUUUUUGAGAAAUACUAUAAACAACAUUUGGCCAAGCGACUCCUGUCUGGAAAAACAGUAUCUGAUGAUGCCGAGAGAAGUCUGAUUGUUAAACUGAAGACUGAAUGUGGGUAUCAGUUUACUUCCAAAUUAGAGGGCAUGUUUACGGACAUGAAGACUUCUCAGGACACUAUGCAAGGCUUCAAUGCAGCCUAUGGUCCCGAGCUAGGAAAUGGUCCUACGCUGGUAGUUCAGGUUCUGACAACAGGGUCUUGGCCCACUCAACCUAGCGUUACUUGCAACCUUCCAGCCGAAAUGUCAGCUCUUUGUGAGAAGUUCCGAUCAUAUUACCUUGGGACCCACACGGGUCGAAGAUUGUCCUGGCAAACAAAUAUGGGCACAGCCGACUUAAGAGCAACAUUUGGGAACGGCCAGAAGUAUGAGUUGAAUCUUUCGACACAUCAAAUGUGUGUCCUAUUGCUGUUUAACAAUGCUGAUUCUCUUACCUAUAAAGAGAUUGAGCAGGCCACAGAGAUUCCUUCUGCGGAUUUAAAAAGGUGUCUUCAGUCCUUAGCCUGUGUUAAAGGGAAAAAUGUCCUUCGUAAAGAACCCAUGAGCAAAGAUAUUGGAGAAGAAGAUGCAUUUUCUGUCAACGACAAAUUCACUAGCAAACUUCGUAAGGUGAAGAUAGGAACCGUAGUUGCACAAAAAGAAUCUGAACCUGAAAAGCAAGAGACGAGGCAGAGGGUGGAAGAGGACAGGAAGCCCCAGAUCGAGGCUGCAAUCGUAAGAAUUAUGAAAUCUAGGAGGGUACUGGAUCAUAACAAUAUCAUUGCUGAGGUUACGAAGCAAUUGCAAUCUCGUUUUCUUGCCAACCCUGCAGAAAUUAAAAAACGUAUCGAGUCUCUUAUCGAGCGAGAUUUCUUGGAGAGGGAUAAUGCCGAUAGACGAUUGUAUCGUUAUCUUGCCUGAAGAAAUAAUUCAGGGCAUACUUGUUUCUAGACCUUGGUUUUCAUUUCUCCUCAGCUUAUUUUCUUAUCAAUUGAAAUUUCCAUCCAUUUCUUCUCUACACUGUUGUUUGAUUGACACACACAAACCAGGUCAGGUCAUUUGCUUAUUGGAAUGUGUGUUAACAUUCUA
Messenger RNA from Olea europaea var. sylvestris, 2084 nucleotides. Its product is annotated as cullin-3A-like. Gene Ontology annotation, molecular function: ubiquitin protein ligase binding. NCBI's taxonomy places the organism in Eukaryota, Viridiplantae, Streptophyta, Magnoliopsida, Lamiales, Oleaceae. Gene Ontology annotation, cellular component: cullin-RING ubiquitin ligase complex. Gene Ontology annotation, biological process: protein ubiquitination; ubiquitin-dependent protein catabolic process. The transcript is spliced from 2 exons. The record is from RefSeq and is a predicted model, not a curated record. Bases 438 to 1916 code for a protein of 492 amino acids.